AUGGCGUUCCACGAGGCUGAGCACAACGUGCGGGGCUUGGCUGCGGAUAACGACGAGAAUAGUCCCAUGUUAUUUGAGGCUCCGCUCUUCGUCAGUGGUGAUGAUGACGAUACAUUUCAUGUCAAGAACCAGUCCCUGACAGAAUGGCAGCGGCGCAUUGUCAUGGAGCGCCUCACAAAGGCCUGUACGAUUCAAUGCUUCCUCAUCAGUGUUCUCCACGGGAAACUGAACAAGACUCCCGAAUCGCCGUCGGCUACCCUGAUGGUGUUCAAGUUCCGCCUGGAUCCUAUCAAGCACGGCCGACGGCUUAUCCGCGCUCGUAUAGAUAUCGAGUUCUUUGCCGAGGAUCGCGAGGAUGCUGUCCCUACAGUCUUGGCUGUUGGGUUAGACGACCGCUGGACCAUUGGGCCUACCGCAGACCACGAGGAUGUUGUAAAGGGAGGAAAUGUCAACUUCGGCGUCGCGGGAAUCCCCUUUGUGAGCAUCGGGGUAGAGGCAUCACUCAGCAAAACUGGCGGCCGUGAUAUUCACGAUGCCACCACCAUCACUGGAGGGACGCAUUUUGGCGAGGGCAUCGACGCUGGCGUCCCUUAUUCAUUCACCGUGCCCGUUCUCCUUGAACGGCACCACGACAAAAAGUUCAAGGCGUGUGUGCAUUUGGCGGCCAAGGGUAACACGCGAACGACUAUCGAGUGGAUGUUCAACAAGAUCCCUGUGGAUGAUCCGGUGCUCUUCAACCCUACUGUCGAUAGACGAGGGAACAUGACAGAAGCGAAAUAUACAAAGGAUGAGCUUGGGAAAUGGGAGCACAAAAUGGAACAACUCACCCAUGUCAUCUGCCGCACGGUUUAUCGGGGCGCCGAGAGGGAGAUCUAA
Fonsecaea monophora is the source of this 876-nucleotide messenger RNA. RefSeq lists its product as hypothetical. The record is from RefSeq and is a predicted model, not a curated record. The coding region runs from base 1 to 876 and encodes 291 amino acids. NCBI's taxonomy places the organism in Eukaryota, Fungi, Ascomycota, Eurotiomycetes, Chaetothyriales, Herpotrichiellaceae. The transcript is spliced from 2 exons.